This is a messenger RNA of Loxodonta africana (African savanna elephant), 1797 nucleotides long. RefSeq names its product DIM1 rRNA methyltransferase and ribosome maturation factor (gene DIMT1). NCBI's taxonomy places the organism in Eukaryota, Metazoa, Chordata, Mammalia, Proboscidea, Elephantidae. Gene Ontology annotation, biological process: rRNA methylation. The transcript has 12 exons. Gene Ontology annotation, cellular component: nucleolus. The record is from RefSeq and is a predicted model, not a curated record. Bases 123 to 1064 code for a protein of 313 amino acids. Gene Ontology annotation, molecular function: rRNA (adenine-N6,N6-)-dimethyltransferase activity.
CCCUCGUGGCCAGGAGUGGCGCGUGUGGCGGGGCGCGGCGAGUACCAUGUGGUGCCGUGGCUCGGGCUGCCGGCUUUGGUCCUCCUGACCUUCUCGGGCCUCGGAGCCCGCACCCCGCAGAGAUGCCGAAAGUCAAGUCGGGGGCGAGCGUCCGGCGCCGGAAGCGGCAGGAACAGCGCCAGGAGCUGAAGAGCACCGGAGGACUCAUGUUCAACACUGGGAUUGGGCAACACAUUUUGAAAAAUCCCCUCAUUGUUAACAGCAUUAUCGAUAAGGCUGCCUUAAGACCAACUGAUGUGGUCCUGGAAGUUGGACCUGGGACUGGCAACAUGACUGUAAAGUUGUUAGAAAAGGCAAAAAAGGUAGUUGCCUGCGAGCUUGACCCAAGGCUGGUAGCUGAGCUUCACAAAAGAGUUCAGGGCACCCCUCUGGCCAGCAAACUUCAGGUUAUGGUGGGUGAUGUGUUGAAAGCAGAUUUACCAUUCUUUGAUGCUUGUGUGGCAAAUUUGCCUUAUCAGAUCUCUUCUCCUUUUGUCUUCAAGUUGUUGCUGCACCGACCUUUCUUCAGAUGUGCCAUACUUAUGUUUCAAAGAGAAUUUGCCCUCCGACUGGUUGCAAAACCUGGAGAUAAGUUAUACUGCAGACUCUCUAUUAACACACAGCUGUUAGCACGUGUAGACCAUCUAAUGAAAGUUGGAAAGAAUAACUUCAGACCACCACCCAAGGUAGAAUCCAGUGUUGUAAGGAUAGAACCUAAGAAUCCACCACCACCUAUCAAUUUUCAGGAAUGGGAUGGCCUAGUAAGAAUCACCUUUGUUAGGAAAAACAAGACACUGUCUGCUGCAUUUAAGUCAAGUGCUGUGCAACAGCUGCUGGAGAAAAACUACAGAAUUCACUGUUCCCUCCAUAAUACUAUAAUACCAGAAGAUUUCAGCAUAGCAGAUAAAAUACAGCAAAUCCUAACCAACACAGGUUUUAGUGACAAACGGGCCCGUUCCAUGGACAUAGAUGACUUCAUUAGAUUGCUACAUGGAUUCAAUGCAGAAGGCAUCCAUUUUUCUUAGGUAUCUGGAAAGCAGCAUUUUUCAAAGUCAAGAAAAAAACUGGAAUUAUGUAUUUUUAAUAGUUCGAGAAGAUGAACUACGUUUUGUACCAUUGGGACAAUAUUUGCUUGACUACUUUUUGAUUUACUACUAUGGUUGUCACCAUUUACUACUCUCAGUUUUUAAGGUAGUCAGUCAGUUUUAAGUGCCCAAAGUUUUUUGUUGAAUUUUGUUUUUGGUUUGUUUUUAAUAUAUAGGGUCCAAUCCAUACAUAAUAAUCAAGUUCAAGAGCUGCAGACAGGCACAACUUUACAUUUUAUCAUACUUUAUCAUUUCUUACAGUUUAUUGUAUAAAGAUUUUAACUCUAUUUACUAUUGUAUAUAUUACUGUGAGGACCUUUUUGGGCUCUGUCCCUCAAGUAGUGAAGUUAAAAUAAGCUUUGCUAGUCACAUUUUUCCCAUACCAUUUCUUCUUGUUAUUCACAUGUACAGUAAAACAAUGGUUUCUUAACCACUGUGCCACCAGGGCUCCUGUGUUUCUUAGACUGUUUUCUUAGCUUCUCUCAUUCUUCCCGUUUAUCCUAUACAAUUGCUAUUAAUUUCCUUUGCGCACCCCUUUACCUAUCCUAUAGCAUCAGACUACAUCAGGGUUCUGUGUAAGCCUGAAUCUGCUACUGUCACCAUGUGGUGCCAGGCAUAUUACUUGUGGACAUGAUUCCUUUUACCUGUAAAAUAAAGUUCAGUUAGAAUGAAA